Messenger RNA from Microplitis demolitor, 1789 nucleotides. RefSeq names its product major facilitator superfamily domain-containing protein 10 (gene rtet). The record is from RefSeq and is a predicted model, not a curated record. The transcript has 7 exons. Gene Ontology annotation, biological process: transmembrane transport. Gene Ontology annotation, molecular function: transmembrane transporter activity. Lineage: Eukaryota; Metazoa; Arthropoda; Insecta; Hymenoptera; Braconidae. Bases 416 to 1789 code for a protein of 457 amino acids. Gene Ontology annotation, cellular component: brush border membrane.
CAGCUGUUGCAUAAAAAAAAAAAAUAAUAACAACAAUACCAGGAAAAGAUGACAGAAAAAUAAAGAAAAAAAAAUGAUUAUUCCUUUCACUUCAGCUAACGGGUAAAAUUGCUUCACAUUUUUAACUUUCCCUCGGACCUCAGACCGAAGAUGAGCUGGUUCUUAAAGAUAAAUAAUAAAAAUAAUUAUUUAAAAUGUUUAUUAAGUUGGUUAAUUAUUUUAACUUUUUGUAAAUAAAAAAAGGCGGAAUUUUUAAAUUUAAAUUUUAUGUAAACAUAAUCUUGAUUUAAUUAAGUCAUUCUCUUAUCUGACAAUUGUUUAAACAUUUAAAAUAAAAAAAAUGUGCGUGUAAUCAUUAUCGUCCAGUAACUCGGUGAUAAAAUAAAAUAAAUUAGCUACAGCGAGAAAAUAAAGAAUGGAGCGAAAUAUUAAAACGGAAAAAUUAAUAGAUGAUGAAGUGGGUGGUGAUGAUGGUGAAAAUGUUAAAAAAAAUGAUAAUAAAACGGUGAUGAUUGUUUUCUUCUCGCUGAUAAUCGAUUUAUUGGCAUUCACGAUGAUUUUGCCUUUAAUGCCGGCUCUGAUGGACUACUACAAGGAAACUGAUAAACAAGGACUCUAUUCUUGGCUCAUGGGCAGUGUCAAGGGCAUCCAAGAAAUUUUAAAAGCGCCUGAUAAAUUCAGCAGCGUUUUAUUUGGCGGUUUUUUGGGUUCCAUGUUCUCGUUUAUGCAGUUUCUGUCAAUGCCAAUUGUCGGCGCACUGUCAGAUGUCUACGGAAGAAAGCGUAUGAUGAUUAUUUGUCUGACUGGAAUAUCAUUGUCUUACUUGCUGUGGGCAGUUUCAAAUAAUUUUUUGAUUUUCGUGCUGGCGCGAUUUGUCGGUGGUAUCAGCAAAGGGAAUGUCAGUCUAGCGAUGGCGAUAAUUACCGAUGUGACGACGCCCAAGACACGGGGCAAGUCCAUGGCACUCGUCGGAAUAGCCUUCUCGAUAGGAUUCAUCUUGGGACCGAUCGUCGGGGUUACUUUCACAAGAAUAAACAGCGGGUCAGGAUACUGGUACUUUUAUCCGGCGCUCUUUGCAUUUUUAUUGUCAAUUGUCGACUUGGUUUAUUUUAUUUACUCCUUCGAAGAAACGCUGUCGGUUAAAAGACGGGCUAAAUCUUUAGCUCGAGGAAUUUCCGGCGCAUUUAUUUAUAUUAAUCCACUGGAUUUGUUUCAAUUUAAUGGUGUAACUGGUCUUACACCACACGAAUUAAAUAACUUACGAACACUUGGGUACAGUCAUUUCUUAUAUUUAUUUACCUACAGUGGACUAGAAUUUACAAUAACAUUUUUAACUCACCAUAAAUUUGGAUUCUCGAGUAUGCAACAAGGAUACAUGUUCUUUGUAAUGGGAAUUAUAAUGGCGGUAAUUCAGGGCUCAUAUGUACGACGAAUACCUGCCGAUAAAACACAAUUUUACAGUAAAUUUGGCCUUUGGCUAGUGAUACCCGGAUUUGUUAUUAUUGGCAUAGCCUCCAGUAUUGUUACACUCUAUGUCGGCAUAAUUCUUUUUUCAGUUUCAACUUCAAUGGCUGUGACGUGUAUGAUGACCAUGGUAUCAAAAAUAGGACCAGAAAAUCAAAAAGGAACAAUAACUGGUAUCUUUCGUUCUCUGGGGGCAUUAGCUCGUAGUUGUGGACCAAUAAUUGCAUCAUUAGCAUUCUGGAGUAUCGGCAGUACACCGACUUAUUUGAUUGGUUCCUUUGUUCUUAUUCUCCCGCCAUUGAUAGUCAACAAAGUAGCUCUGUAA